Molecule: messenger RNA, 516 nt
Organism: Giardia duodenalis
Lineage: Eukaryota; Fornicata; Diplomonadida; Hexamitidae
Exons: 1
Coding region: 1-516 (171 amino acids)
Source: RefSeq, a predicted model, not a curated record
AUGCCUCCCAAGAAAGAUGCCUCGAAAAAGGCUCCGGCGUUUGUCUCUCAACGGCCACCCUUUGAAUACACAGCAAUUAGACCCGAGGAAUAUGACAGGGUUAUAACACUGACCGUUAAGCUUGUUUCGUGGUCUUAUUUAAAUUUUGUUGUCCGGGUGCCUCUCUCGACAUCUCUAGCGGCAAUAAAGGAUAUGAUACGGCACCAGCACAGAGGUGCUAUCUCUACCACAUGCCUCCUGCCCUCGUCAGGAGGCCCGCGCAUCUCAGACCUUGGUACCCCCGUGUCUGGGCUGACUGACUACGAUCGGCAAUCUAUUAGCAAAUGCUUGAAUAAAGAUAUCAGGCUAUAUAAGGGCUCUCCUCUCACAUUUCCACCCUUGCCAUCGGAUGACCUUCUUACCUUGCAAGACAUUGGGUUUGUUGGGGCUACUCCAGAUGAACCCCAGGUAGAAGCAGACCUCUUUUAUGACUUCACAUCUGCAGUGAUUCUGGGUAAGGGUAAACAGAAGUUUUGA